Molecule: messenger RNA, 2874 nt
Organism: Medicago truncatula (barrel medic)
Lineage: Eukaryota; Viridiplantae; Streptophyta; Magnoliopsida; Fabales; Fabaceae
Product: protein LAZY 1
Exons: 8
Coding region: 1508-2626 (372 amino acids)
Biological process (GO): regulation of auxin polar transport; gravitropism
Source: RefSeq, a predicted model, not a curated record
UGAUUGUUAUGGUUUCUCAUGUCAUGUCAAGUUUAACAUAUUGUGUGUCGUGUACCACAUUAGUGUAAUUGAUCUACCCUAACGUAGUAAGUCUGCUAAUCGAUCGAGUAUUGAGCUAAUAAAUUAGGACGUUGGGCAACCAAAUUAAUGGAUAAGCCGCUAAUCCUUUCACUAGGAAAGGAGAAAACAUGACAAGAUGGUUUCGGAUGACCGACAGAGUGGUAAGGAGUUUGAAUAUGUGGCCCCAUUACCCAUAUGGCCAAAGGCACAAGCCCCGUGAGGAGGCUCGUUCACUUUCUAUACAAGGAGCCUGCCUUACCCUGUUUUGGCUCUCUCUCUCUCUCUCUCUCAAUCUGUAUUCACUAUCACAUUAUACCAAGGCUGACUUUGGCUUCAGAGUGCCUUUUAUAUAAUGUUGUAAAAGGACCAUGUACAUGAUUUUAUUAAUAAUAUUCAACAUUUUUGUCCAGCAACAGAAUCUGUCGGUGUCUGUACUCGUCCUUUGUUAGGCUGACAUUGUUGUUGUCAAUCCUUCCACUUGGUCUAUGGUUCUUGUUCUAGACUGGUACAAACUCACUGCUUCUGGUCUAAUAUAGAAACUUUUUAAUUACUUAUUUUCGAUGCCCUGUUUUUGAAUUAGAUGGAUUUUGAAUAUUCUUCUAGGGUGAGAUUGAAAUUCUAUAAUGAUCGGGCUUUCCCAAGCAUUACAUAAAGCAAUUGUGUGACUACGUUAUCCUCUUGAAAUCUUAACUUACUUGAUGUAACUUAUUUAUCAUCAUCAUGUCAUCCCAAAGUUGUUUAAACGUUAUAUAUUCUCUGUUUAACCAAUAUGUCAUCCCAAAUAAAACGGGGUUUCUGUCAUAUGCAAUGGACUGUGGAUAAUGAAGAACAAAAAGACUAUCAAUGUGGAUGCGGUAUUUCCUUGCAUUACUUAGGAGAGGCAUGGAACCCUUAUUCCAGGAAUAUAUGUUUCAAACUGGUUUUAGGCUCAUUGUGACUUUAUUUUGACUGUGUUCAUUGUGGCUUUGGCUACAAGGACUUCAUGUCAUCAAGGACUUCAUGAUUCAAGGAGACUUUGACAAAGGAAAUAGAUGUAUGCCCUUGCUUGCUACUUUUUUUUAUCUCUUCUCAGUCUCGGCUACUUUUCCAUUAUCUAUCCAUUGCAGGGAACUUGAUGCAAAAGUAUAUAUGGUCGUACUUUCAAAAAUGAGAAUUUUAAUCUGUCUCGGACUGGACCAGGAGCUGUUAGCAUGACAAAUGCUGGUCCCAACACUAACGGGAGUCAGUUUUUCAUAUGCACUAUCAAGACACCGUGGCUGGAUCAGAGACAUGUUGUAUUUGGCCAAGUUUUGGAAGGCAAGGACAUUGUUAGGUUGAUUGAACCACAGGACACAGAUUGUGGUGGUCCUCCCUGAAAGAAGGUGGUUAUCAGUGACUGAUUAUCAUCAGAACUGUCAAGCUAUCAGAAAACAAGACUUUGCAUGUGUAAACAUAACACUAUCAAAGAAUGAAGCAGUUACUUGGAUGGAUGCAUAGAAAACUUCGGCAGAAUAGCACUGAACCUUUCAAAGACCUGGUCACUGGGCAGGCAACAUCAGUUGAUGAGGAAAACAACUACUAUUACUAUCUGAAACCGAAAUUUGGGAGCUGCAAAUAUGUGAAACAAACUCAGAAAGAGCAGUUUAAGCUUAGAAAAUCUUUCGAAGCAGUUGGGAGUGGUAGAGCAGUAGAUGAGGAAGAAGAUAAGGAGGCAUGGAGUGGUGUUUUCCCCGGCUUCCUAGCAAUUGGAACUCUUGGUUUGGAGACAGAUCCAUCACCACUAACACCAUCAUUUUCCAUCUCCGUUGAGAAUAUAAUAACUGAAAGGGAAGCUGAAGUGACCGAGAAAGAGCUGAAGGUGAUCAACAAUGAGCUAGAGAAAGUUCUUGUGCUAACCAACAACAAUGAUGAUUCAUCUGGCAGAAACAGCCAUGUAAGCACCGCAGGGAGAAAUAGUCAUGGACGCAUCAGCAUAGAAUCAAACUCCAUUUGUCCACUUCAGGGAUAUCUCUUUGGAUCCGCAGUUGAAUUAUCAGAAACAAAAACUUCUUCCAUAUCAGUGUCAAAGAAUAAGGAGCAGCAACACCACAGCCAGAGAACAACACUGGCUGAGCUGUUUCAGAGAAGCAAACAAGCAGAUCAGGACAAUCUUGUUGGUGCAAAGGAUGAUACUGACAAAGAAAAGGAGGAGGCCAAUAAAUCUGCCAUGCAUCUCAUGAGAAAAAAGCUCAAGAAAAAAAGGGCACAUGCUUCUUCCCAGACCUCUGUUGAUUCAACUUCAGCAGACAGAAAACUGCAUAAUAAGAUUCUCCAGAUGUUUCACCGGAAAGUUCACCCUGAAAAUCCAACAUGUGCAGAGAAGUACGAGAAGAAGAAAAUUAUGAAUGAGGGAGGCCACAACAAAAGUAACAAAGUUGAAGAGGAAUCUAUAAUGAUACAGCCAAAAAGAGCAGUUGGAAAGGAAAACAUAGGACAAUGCAAGAAGAGGCAACUCCAAAUUACCCUUGGCAGUGGCAGUGAAGAUUCAUCUGAGAAUAUGGAGCAGUGGAUCAAAACAGAUGCGGACUACUUAGUGUUGGAGCUCUAAAAGGCAAAGGGCGAACGGAAUUGGGCUCUCUCCGCGAGCAUCAAAUUAAUAUGAAAGAUAUGAUCUUCAUGGGAAGACUAUGCAUUGCCAGUAAUUGGUUUUGUUUUUCUUUAAUGUGUGUUAAUUUCAAACGUAGAACCUUAUGUUUUGUGUCUUUAGUUAAUUAUUUGAGGUUGUUGUUUAAGAGUGUUAAGAGUCUUUCCAGAUAUGGUUUCACAAGGAUGAAUGAAGAAAAAGAAUUUCUAUGA